CCCGCAACACCGGUUAGUGUUUGGGAAGUACUAUGAAAAUUUGUAGCGGAGCGUGGAGCGAUUUCGCCGGAGCGGCAGGAAAUUUAAGACGAGCGCGGAGCGGUUUUGAGCGGAGCGCCCUGGCACAACGUUGAGCGGCAGAGCGAAUGAGCGGACUUCCUCCUGAGCGGGGAGCGGGAAUUGCGCGGCGCUCCGCUCCGCUCACAUGCUCUGGUGUACGGUAUGAACGGUAUAUAGAAAGUAGAUUUGACAGCGAUACUGCCUUCUCAGGCAGUAUGCUAAUGCGCAAGCACGCAGGCGAGCCACGAGCUCUCAUUCCACACCGUACGAGACAACCGCUGGUAGCGUGAAGCUGUCUCUGCAUAUCAGACAUUGGCUGAAUCCGAAUACUUAGUACAUACUAUUUCUGUUCAGUGUCUACUACUUGACCGUACUACACUUGACAGUGUAGUGCGGUCUACAGCAUUGGUUCUCAAAGUGCGGCCCGCGGGCCAAUGGUGGCCCGCAGAAACAUUCCUUGCGACCCGCAAUGACAUACAGAUGUAAGUUAAAAAAUAAAUAAAUAAAUAUAAAGAGAAAAGUCGACUCUGUAGCUUUCAUUUAAAUCCUGUUAUUUGUUAGUUUUAAUCCGACUGUACAUUACUUUGAAAUGAUGAACCUCAGUUUUGUGAUUUAGAUCUCACUUGACCUCACUCCCAGAGGUCAACGGUGCACUGUUUUUAUUCACCACUGGGAUGCUGACAGUUUCCCGCCUACAUUUUUUUCCUUUGCCGGCCCUCAGUCAAAUUUUGGGUUCCUAAAUUGGCCCUCAGCUGUCAAAACCUUGAGAACCCCUGGUCUACAGCUAUGCGUAGAACGCCUCUGAACGAAUCCGAACACCGCCGAAACUCCACUGGAUGUUUGGAGAUGACGUAUCUCCCCUCAGAUGCCGGCAAAAUUACCUUGAUAAGUUACCUGUUUUCCGUCUUGUCAUCGUUGCUAUUAAAUUAAAAAUGUUAUUAAAUUAAAGAAACAUUUAAUGCCAACAGCGGAAACAUUUAAUCCGCUGUUGGUGGUGUCGGGCCAGCCAUCUCUUCUUUGUUCGUUACCAGACUCCGGUUGCAUUGUGGGAUAGCGUAGUGACCUACCGUUGUAUACUGUGGCGGUAGUACGCAUUCGGAAACGUUUUCCGUACUACACAAUGCGUACGGGUUAUGUUGCGCAGAGGUUGCCAAAAAUGCAAACAUGUUAUAUGCAAUCUAACAACUGCAUAUAGACUUAUGGCAUGUAAAAGAGUGACAGUAUUGCGAAGUGAAAUUAAAAAAAAAAAAAAAAAAAUCUUUCUCUGUGGACCGGUACCAAAUGACCCACGUACCAGUCCGCGGACCGGGGGUUGGGGACCGCUGCCGUACAUGACAGCCACAUUCUACGGUGGCUUUGAUGUUUCAGCCAUGGCGGAUCCAAAGAGAAAAAAUAAAGAGUAUUGUGAAAGAAACUGGUGCUUGCCACCUUUCCAGAUUAAAGAUUAAACCCUUUUAGACAGCAUUUUCCCUAUCCAUCUACUUCUAGAGGUUACAAAUUACAGGUCAAGAACUAGCAUGUCAACCAGACAUUUCGUUUCAAUGCAGCCUUUGUGAGCGCAUGCGCCAGAUUGUAACACAGAUCUGCCGUCCACACUUGAAUGCAAACUGUCGCUGGAUCUGUAUCAAGAUUUCACUUUCCACUUUUUUUGAAAGAGGCAUUCCUGGUAAAUCUGCUGAUUUCGUUUUUGUUUAAGUUAGAAACCUACUAGAUUUUCAAUAGAUAUUCAGGCUCUGAUUUAGCUAUGUGUCCCGGUGAACACUAAACUCGAUCACCGGUGAGAUUUGUGUGUCUAGCGGUUUAUGAGAAUUACUGCGUCCUGGCAUGAUCUGAUUAUUACAGUCGCAUUUAAAAAUCAUGCUGAAGAGAAGCUGUCAAGAAUGGCUAUUUUCUUAUGUAAGAGAUUCUGCUUCAAAGACGUGUUGUUAAAUCCUGGUCUGCAACACCUACUUUUACUUUCGAUAAAAAAUCGGAAAAUUAGCCUUGAAAGGGAAAUUAUGUUGCAGACUGUGGUUUUUCCCAUUUUUUUUAUUCAUAGCAUGCGUAUGAAGCUAUUCUGAAAAUAGCAUAACUUGACGGUUCCCCAUCAACUUGUUCAUUGUUCCAUCUGCUUCCCCAACCAUUUCAUAUGCAUGUAAUAUCAACGCUCCAAUGAAGUAGUUUGCUUGUGGCUGCAAAUCAUUCUGUCUGUACCAAAUAAAGCAGUUGCUCCCGCCCCUCCUGCUAGCUCUUUGCUUAACUACCAGAAUUUCUGUUGCUCGUGCCAUGUAUGUCUUCAAUUCCUACCUGCAACAGGGAGCUGUGACUGCGCUAACUAGGACGUGGCUAAUUGGACUGUUCCUGAUCGGUCCGGGGAAACCAGCUUGGAUCCAUUCACCAGAGGCCCCUGAUGACGACGAUAACUUGAUCCUAAAGCUUUGGUUUGUUGGACCCUAGUCUGCUUCCUCCUGCCGCCGGGCCGCUCUUAGCCCCUUGUUUGGAGGGGCUCCACGGGAGCUCUCUCCCGAUUGGCCAGCAGACAGCUGGUCUUCAUUUGGCGCAGAUGGAAGACCAAGCUAGCUCUGACUGAAAUUAGCAGCUCCCUUGCUGCUGGCAACAGAAGCGUUUCCUCAACGACUGUCUCCAACAACCCUGCUUUGUAUCAGCACCAGCCCCUUCACCCCAUCAAUCAGCCUUCUGAAGGUCGCCAACAUGUCCCGCGAUCUGUAUUACCCCCAUUCCCCUGAGAGCCCGGACUCUCCACAGCACCCCUACCAACCUGCAAGUGCCCACGUAGGCCCUGGAAAUGUUGGUGAUCCUUCUCACAUGGUCCCUGGUUCUACCCAUGCAUCUUAUGGUGUCUAUGCCGGAACCUCUAUGAAUCCCAGCCACAUGUACCCAUCGAUGCACCCUGGGUCUAUGGGCUAUAUCCCUGUUCAGAGUAAGCCAACCACUGAAUUGGAGAGUUCCAUUGAUGUCCACAUCACAAGAACCAGACAGGAGGCGGGCCUCCAAUCGAUAAUAAAGAUGCCGGCGCCAGACCAGAAUAAUCAUACAACUGCUUGGCCUCUGGGAUCUCUGGAUUUGGCGCCCGCUGGCUAUAGAUCAUCACCGCCCAUCUUCGAUGGACAGUUUGCAAGAUAUUCAGAAAUGAUGCCGAAUGGUGCCCCAAAUUGGCAUUGGCCUUCGGGCCAACAAACGAGCAAUUAUCACUCCACUUCAUUCCCGCCCACUGCAACAAACGUUCCCCAAUCACAUUAUUCCCAAUCUUCUGAGCGAUAUCCAGUCUCCCGUUAUUCAAGUGCCGAUGAAUAUGUUAGCAACAACAGGUCUCCUACUGCAGGAGCAGAUUCUGCACCGUCUCCUCGAUCGUCACUGGCCUAUGAGCAUCCUUCCACCUCCAGAGAGGCUGAUAACAACCAGACCAGAUUCACCUGUGAAUCAGCCAUGGAUAUCCUCCAACGCUUUGACCUUCAGGAAGAAGACUUGGAGGAUCUCUGUGCGUACUCAGAAGACCAGCUCUCUCCCGCCAACCUACCCUACCUGUUGCGAGACAUCCGCAAGAAGAAGGCAAAAAACUCAUCGGCUGCCUCUCAGUCAAGCACGGGCCACCAGGCUCAAGGCAGCCAGCGUGCCCCAGAAACCAGGGCGGUGUCCGGGGCCGAAGUAAAGCGUGAGGCGCAAGCUCCUCCUACCUUUCAGCAGCCAAGUAAAGUGAUUGAAUACGGACAUACGAGUACAUAUUCCUUAGGCUUCCGUGAAGAAGAAAAGGAUGGAGGACACCACAGCAGCAGUUACAUGAGCCAAAUGUGGGACACUCAACCAAUGGAUGCAGCACCAGCCAAACCCAGUGCUCCACUGUUCUCCAAUGGCUCACAGAGAUCCAACAUCUCUUCUGCUGCUUACAGUCAUUUACCAAACGUGAAGGCUUCCCUGAGCCAUAAGCCAGCCACCCAGUCGAUCCAGACUUCCAUCGCUGCCCCAAAGAAGGUACCUAUUGCGUUGCAGUUAGCAGCACCUGUUGCUAAACCUACUGCCACCAACAUCAUACCUAAGAGGGAUUCCGAUGCCGAUCGUAUGGCUUCUUCAGGAUGUCGAAAAGCAGCUUUUGGAGCUGGGAAUACAAGUCAGAGACCAGCUCCAGCCACCGAUCCAGGGCCAGUUUCCAUCCCCAGGUCCAUCCCUACGAACCAGGGGCCCCCUCCAGCAUCUGAUGAAUCCAUCCGGAGACCUCCGCCAGUCAAGCCAGCAGACGAGAGAGUGCCGACGGCGGCCAUGAUCAGCGACUACAUGGGUGUCAAACCUGAACUUUUCCCCUACACCUGUAGUCUCUGUACCAAACCUUGUUUUGGCAUGAAGGGCUGGCUGGAACACAGGAUUCACAUAGUCCACCUUGCCCGUUGCAGACUUCUACGCAGGCAGUAUUCUGAAUGGGAGCCGGAUUCAGUUUCACUUGAGUAUUCUGAAUGGGAGCAGGAUACAGUUUCACUUGACUCGGCCCCUGAAGAAUCCCAGCAACCCCCCACGACAACCGCAGUCCCCGCCUCCUCCCCGAGUUCACCCCAUCACCCCACUCCGUUCGCCCCGUCAAACUCUGCACCUCCCUUGCCGAGGAGGAUUUUGGAAGCACUCGCGUCUUGGACUCCACCGAAGAGAUCAAGGUCAAAGUCUUCAGGAAGGAAAGGAUCGAGGUCUCCACGGCCGAAGAGGUCAAGGUCUCCACGGAAGAAGAGGUCAAGGUCUCCGCGGAGAAAGAGGUCAACGUCGCCAGCGAGUUUGCGGUCCCCAGAUUGGAAGCGAACCAGCGGUAAAGCUAGCUCGCCUUGUAGCUCAAGACCUAUCCACAGCCGUAGAAGCCGCUCCCGUUCCUCGUCAAGCUCCUCCCCCAGCUCAGACCGUUGCCGUGGCAAAAGGCAGGCAGCCAGGAGAUCUAGGCGAAGCUCUGGGUCCCCACGAAGGGGUCGGGGGUCACGAUCGCCCCGGCAUGCACGUGGUACCAGACCCAACCGCAGGUCCCGCUCUGGGUCUCGAUCCCCUCACCCCUCAUCUCAGCGAAGACGGUCGCGAAGUCACGAUGGGAGGUCUUCGGGUCGCAGACAAGAGGAGACCAGCGUAGAACAGCUGGCCAAGAAACUACUGGAAUCCUCUGGUAAGAGACCAGGUGUCCAGAGCUUCACUGGCUCCUCCAGUCUAGAGCUGGUGGUCCAGUCUCUGGCCCCAGUGCUGCUGGCAGAGCUGGCCAAGCUGAAGGCCGCUUCAUCAUCAUCCUCUGAUUCAUCUAAAGAAAAGAAGCCAUCCUCCUCCUCCUCAUCUAGAGAUGAACAGAAGCAGUCAUCCUCCUCAUCUAGAGACGAGAAGAAGCCAUCCUCCUCCUCCUCAUCUAGAGAUGAACAGAAGCAGUCAUCCUCGUCAUCUAGUGACAAGAAGAAGCCUUCCUCAUCUAGAGAUGAACAGAAGCCGUCAUCCUCAUCAUCUAGAGAAAAGAAGCCAUCCUCCUCUUCCUCAUCUAGAGAUGAACAGAAGCCGUCAUCCUCCUCAUCUAAAGACGAGAGGAAGCCAUCCUCUUCCUCAUCUAGAGAUGAACAGAAGCCGUCAUCCUCAUCAUCUAGAGACGAGAAGAAGCCAUCCUCCUCUUCCUCAUCUAGUGAUAAACAGAAGCAGGCAUCCACUUCUUCGACCAAAGGAGGGAAUGAACCACCUUCGUCCUCUUCCUCUGUUAAGGGAAUCAAGAAGGUAUUGGUUAAGAAGAGUGUACCAACUAAAUCUGCAAAACCACCAGGGUCGGGUCUCCUGGGCUUCGUACCGGCCCACCCUCCCCUGCUCCUGUCUGGGCUUCCCUCCAAGGUCACCCCGCAGCAGGUGUUCUGCGCUCUGGAGAAGUUCGGGAAAAGCAGACUCAUUUCUGUGGCGGGACAAGAGGCCACGGUGUACUUUCGACAAGAAGCUGCCGCUCAUGCCUUGCUCGGCUUUACGGAGCUGAAGAUUGGUGGAAAUCCAAUCACCGUGACACAGAUAGCGGUACCUGGGACAACAACAGUGCCACACCUUCUUCCGACCCCGGGCUCUUCUGUCCAAGUACAAAGCUCUGCUACAAUGGCCGUCAAUGUUGUGGCAGAACUUCCCUCAAGUUCCAUGCAAUGCAACAAGACGACCGCGCCCGGUAUCAAAACGACCGCACCCGGUACCAAAGGGACCACGCCUGGCAACAAGAAGGCCACGCCUGGCAACGCGACUACCACGCCUGGCAGCAAGACAACCACGCCUGGCAAAAAGACAACCAUGCACGCCAACAAGAUGUCUACGCCCAGCAAGUCAACAACCACGCCUGACAACAAGGUGACCACACCCGGCAACAAGGCGGCAACGCCUGGUAAAAAGCCCGCCCUGCCUGGCACAGCACCUAUUAUACCUGGCAACGAGACUGCAACCCCUGGCAACACAACAGCCACUUUUGUCAAGAACACUACCAUGCCAAGCAACGCAACAACCUUGCCUGACAACAAGACGACCACACCCGGCAACAAGACGGCUAUUCUCUGCAAAAAGACAUCCAUGCCUAGCAGCACAACGACUGUGCCUGGCAGCACAACAACGCCCGGCAACAAGAUGACCCCACCCGGCAACAAGGCGACCACGCCUGGUAACAAGACUGCCACGCCUAGUAACAAGACUGCCACGCCUGGUACCAAGAUGACCACACCCGGUACCAAGAUGACCACACCCGGCAACAAGGCGGCCUCGCCUUCUAACAAGACGGCCACACCCGGCAGCAAGAUGGCCCCACCCGUUAACGUAACGAUCACACCUGGCAGCAACACGACCACAACCGGCAACACAAAAACCAUGUCUGAAAACAAGGUGGCCACACCCGGCAACAAGACUACUGUUCUCUGCAAAAAGACAUCCCUGCCUAGCAUGACAACGACUGUGCCUGGCAGGACAGAAACGCCCGGCGACAAGACGCCCACACCCGGUAACAAGAUUGCCACGCCUGGUAGCACAACAACCAUGCCCAGCAAAAAGAAGAUAACCCCUGGCAACACUAUAACCACGCCUGUCAACAAGACGGCCACACCCGGCGACAAGAUGGCCCCGCCCGUUAACGUAACGAUCACACCUGGCAGCGACACGACCACAACCGGCAACACAACAACCAUGUCUGAAAGCAAGACGCCCACUAACGGCAACAAGACGCCCACUAACGGCAACAAGACGCCCACUUCUGACAACAUAACACCCACGCCUGACAACAAGGCAAUCGAGCUCAGCAACAACACUGCCACACCUGGCAGUGACACGACCACAACCGGAAACACAACAACCAUUUCUGAAAAUAAGACGACCACACCCGACAACAAGACGGCCACGCCUGGUAACAAGAUGGCCCCGCCCGUUAACGUAACGAUCACACCCGGCAGCGAUAAGACCACAACCGGCAACACAACAACCAUGUCUGAAAGCAAGACGACCACACCCGGCAACAAGACGCCCACUUCCGACGACAAGACGCCCACUUCCAACAACGUAACCCCCACGCCUGACAUCAAGGCAAUCGAGCUCAGCAACAACACGGACAUGCAAGGCGACACAGAAGUCUUCCCCACAGUCCUCUUCCUAGAAUCAAUUCCGCCUAUUCUCUGCAAAAAGACAUCCAUGCCUAGCAACACAACGACUGUGCCUGGCAGCACAGCAACGCCCGGCAACAAGAUGGCCACACCUGGCAGUGACACGACCACAACCGGAAACACAUCAACCAUGUCUGAAAACAAGAGGACCACACCCGACAACAAGGCGGCCACGCCCCUAAACGUAACGAUCACACCUGGCAGCGACACGACCACAACCGGCAACACAACAACCAUGUCCGAAAACGAGACGCCCACUUCCGACAACAAGACGCCCCCUUCUGACAACCUAACACCUACACCUGACAACAAGGUAAUCGAGCUCAGCAACAACAAGGUCACGCAAGGCUGCACAGAUGUCUUCUCCACAGUCCUCCCCCUCGAAUCAAUUCAAUUUCUUGAUGUUCAGUGUUGGACAUGGAAUGACUUUCUACUCUACGCCACCGGUGGUGCCACCAUCAUGGUGACUGAUCUGCCAGAGAUAAAAUACGAUGCUUACCCUCCGUCUUUGAUCACACCUUUUUUGGGGAAGAUUGGCAACAUCUAUUGGGACAAAUGCUUCAUCCUUCCUGACAACUGCAUGGCGUUUUUAACCAUGACGGCCAAUAGGAUGGCAUCCCUGAUUGAGGCGCUGGUGAUGGAAGCCUCCUUGAACUUCGAAACUGUCCGCUUUCACAUUCUGAAGGAGAACGCCCUCGAAUCUCCGAUCAUCUUCUAUAAACAUCUUCUGCGCUGGAGUGAAAAGCUUUAUGAUGAGUCUACAUUGGAGUACAGACUGGUGUUCAUCAGCAACAUUCCUUAUUGCAAAUCCUCGAUGGACGACAUCUUUAAAGGCGUCCUCAAGACCGGAGGAGUCAGGCACUACCUGCCGCUGAUUGGCAAGAUAUUUGUAGAAUUUGUCACGGUGGAGGAUGCAGACCGAUUCAGUGUCUGGCUGUCCACAUUCCCGCUGGACCGGGAAAUCCAUAUCUCACGUCCUGGCCUCGCCCACGACAAGGCACGGCUUGAAGAUGCGUUCUUGAUGACGGUGUUCACCCAGACCGUAUUCUAUCCCACCCUGUCCCCCCAGUUCUACACUCCAGCACACAGGACGGUGAACGGACCAGAAGACCUUGAGUGGGCGGAGACCAAUUUGACUACGCAGAGCGUCAUGGUGACAGGGCUGGCGUUCGGCACGUACCGCCACAUGGACCUCGUGGAUGAGGUGUGGCCUUACUUUGUGGAGAAGGACAUCAGCCGUGUGUACUACUCCGUAGUGAUACUACCUCUGCAGAGAAGGGCCUUCAUCCACUUUGACGACGCUUUGAAGUGUAAGGAGUUUGUCUCCGAUUUCCUCCACAAGCCGUUCACUAUGGGAGGAUCUGACCUCACCCUCCACUUCCUCGUGAACCAUCUUAAGCCCUGCACCUCAGAGCUGCAAUUGUACUACAGAAUGCUUCAUCUGAGCAAUGUGGUGUCUAAGGGGACUGGUCACCAGGAGCAGCUGAUACUGAAGGAGAUGGAUCACUGCAACAUGAAAGUGCUGAGGGACAUCUUUGACCACUUGUCGAAGAAAACACACCUUAAAUGGCUCAGCUGCCUAGUCCUCGCCAACCGGGUGGUUUUCCGGCUCAUUGGGGGAAGACCCGAUAUUAACAAGAGGACCAGAGUGUUGAAUAAGCUCAAUGGUAAAAAGGGGAAGACUCAAGGUCAAUAUGGGACCAAUCGGGAGGUUGUAGACAAAGUGUGGAAAUCGGUAAGCGAUUUCACGUCAAGCAUUCAGAAUAUAGAUGUCAGGACUGUGAUCAACAGUCCCCAGCAUGCAAAGUCUGGCCAAUCGCCACCGGACCCCUCAGCGCCUGGCCCCUCAGGUCCAGGACCUUACCUCCAGAGAGAGGUCUCAAUGGAGCUCGACAAGACCACCUCCUCAUCUACGUCUACUGGAUUGGAGUCCAACUCUUCAACGACAGCCCACUCCUCAUCCUUGUCUGGAGCCACAGUGUCCUCCUCCUUACAUCUCCACAAGUCCUCCUCAUCUUCUUCAGAUCUCCACAAGUCUUCAUCUUCUUCAGAUCUCCCCAAGUCCUCCUCAUCUUCUUCAGAUCUCCCCAAGUCCUCCUCUUCCUCUACUUCCUCUUCUCUCCCCCUUCCGGUCGGAGUAGUCCCUUCCUCUUCUGAACAGAACACACAACAGAAGUGUGAAGAAUCUUCUGCCCAGGUGUCUGAGGCUGUUGACACGACACACACUCCAUCGCGUACCAGCCAGGAAGGUACACUUAUCACUACCACGGAGGAGGCGGAGUCUCUCGUUCCUGCCUGUCCAGCAAUCAGAAGGAAGGAGGAACUAAGUGAAGCAGCCAUGGUAUGUGAAGAUGACAUGGCGAGGUUUGGCCACAUGAUGGCAGCAGAGACCUCUGCAGUGAAAAGUGCAGCAUCACUGACAGGAAAGGAUGUCUUACACACUGAUCCAUGUCUGGAGGAAGAGGGGAAGAGAAAGGCCCAGCAAGAGUUAACCCUCACAGGAAAGGAUGUGGUCGUCUCUCCCAGCGAAGACAUGAAGGAGAACAGAGUAGAGGUGGACGAAACACAAGAGCAGCUGGGUGAUGAAAAGUCAAGCGACCAGAUGCUCCAUUCGAGGCCAGAGUGUGGUGAGGAGACGCCUCACCAAACCCCGGUCCAGCCUGAGACACCAGGCCUCCCUGACCCUCAGAGCCAGACCUCUGAACCCCAAGAGGAGGAAAUGUUGGCCAAAGUCGCUGAUGAAGCUGAGCCAUUCCAGGAGGUCCAAGAGCACAAAGAGACUAUUUUGGAAGAGGGGAAGGUGACAAUUGUAGAAGAACAAAUGCCUUCUGUGAAUGAAGAAACCCCAUCGGUAGUUUCGGAGGCAGCUGAUGCUUUACUCAACGAUGCAUCGACAGAGGAAGGAGACAUCAACCGGCUCAUGGACUGUGUUGAAGGAUCUCCUCCCAAAGAGGAGGAGCAGAAGACCAAGCAAACCCAAGAGGAGGAGCAGAAGUCCAAGGAAACCCAAGAGGAGGAGCAGAUGACCAAGGAACCCCCAGAGGAGGAGCAGGGUAAAAAGGAGCAGAGCAACGAGGCCCCCACUGAAGGGGCGGACAACAAGGGGCCCGCUGUAGAGGCUGGGGCUCCUGAGCUGGAUCAGCGACAAUCUAAGAGAGGUCACCCCAGUCCAGUGCCGCCAGCGACCACACCGCUGUCCACCAGACGCUCCACCAGGCACUCCACACCCACCAAGAAGAGGGAAAGCCCUGCGGAGGAACCAGUGGAGAAGGCAGUCUCUGUAGAAAUGGAAGCCGUGUUUGAGGUGUUGGAUUCCAUCGGGGGCGACGUGGUGGAAGACGCGCCAGCGCCAGAACAACCAGGACGACCCCGACGGGGGCUAGCGAAUAAAGACCCAACGCCUGAAAAAGAUGGAAAGGUAGUACCUGACGACACUCCUGAAGGAACGCACAGCAAGCAGGAGAAAGUCAAGAAGGAACAGGAGGUGGCCCGUCAAGUCAUGGAGGAGCCACAAGGUGACGAGCAGCCUGCUGCCGGAAAGAGAAGGAGUGGACGAGGGAGGAAAGAGGAGGUGGCGGUCUCUGGGACCUCCAAAAUGGCCGCCAAAGAAGGUCAACAGAGGGUGAAGGACUUGGAGGAGGUGUACCAGGUGGUGGACUCAGUGGGGGGCGAGGAGGAACCAGCUCCAGUGGAGGAACAGCCGCCAGGGUUAGAGCCUAGGAGGGGGAAGAGAGGUGGUAAGGUCGCGGGGAGCGACUCCGCGACAGAAGACGAAGCAGCAACGAAGAUGAAGACCACGGAGCAAACCAUGCAGCCCAAAGUAAACGAGGGUGUUGGAGCAAAGAAGGCGAUGGACGGAAGGAAGGAGAGCCAGGAGCAGGAGGAGAACGCUCUGGUGAGUCUGGAUGAGGUCAGUGAGGAAGAGGAGGACUACCCCGACGAUUCAGUUGAGGAGGAAGAGCUGAGGAAGAGGCAGGCAGGAGAGAGGAGAGAGGAAGAGGAGGAGGAGAGGAAGCGAGGAGAAGGAAUUGAGGGUCUGUUGACCCUAGAUGAGGUUGGAGAGGAGGAGGAGGAGGAGGUGGAUGAGGAAGAGGUUGGUCCUGGAGGAGAGGAAGAGAGUGGAAGAAGAGCGGGGGGGAUCACAGAAGAAGAACUGCAGACGUUGGUCACUCUGGACGAGAUUGUGAAGGAGGAACAGGAAGGGGAGGAGCCAACACAUUCAGAGCCCCUUCCAGACGACCAAUCAGAGGCCAGGUUGAAUACUGAGACGGUCUGUGAUGAAGAGAAAGCGUCUUCCUCCAUCGUUGGUGAAUGUAAACAAAGCGAGGAGCAAGCAGAGGAGUGUGUGAGCUUCGUGACCUUGGACGAGGUGGGAUACGAGGAGGAGGAGGAGACACAGCCACGCAGCAAAAGAGGUAGACAGGCUACAGAGAGGAAAUGCACCAGGAGAGAACAACAACAACAACAACCAGCAACGGCUCAACCCUCUGGAGAGGAAUCCCCGCCCAUUCCGGCCCAUGCUACCUCGCUAUUGGUCGGCAAACCCGGGGCUGUUUUGAGCGUCAAGGGAGCAGAGCCAAUGGCAGAAAGCCCCGCCCGGGAUAGUGAAGAGACAGGGUCGGAGGAGACGAGGCUUCAGAGGAAAUCGUCCAGUAAAGUGAGGAGGGAGGAGGAAGGGGUGGAGCCUAAGAGAGUCCGCUCUCACUCUCCCUCCGUUGCCAAUGACUACACCCUGCCUGCCUUCACCCCCAACAACCCCCUUGGGUCGGAGCAUGUGGUUCCUGGGUUCUACUGUAAUCUGUGUUAUGUGUUCUACAAAAACGAGACCAGCGCCAGGAAACUCCACUGCAGCCGCUUGGGUCACUACAACAACCUGAAGAAGUAUUACCAGGGUCUCCAAGAGGAACAAUCCAGAAGCCAAUCAGGAGGAUCUACUCCUGGCAACGCCCCCAAAUUACUCUAGCCCCGCCCACAUACACAGAACUGUCUUUUCAUUGGUUUCACCGGAAUAUGGGGGAGCCUCGUCGAUGUUGUUCAAUCUUUUUAUGUCGUUUGGAGUGUCUGAAGAAGGAGAUAAGUUUGUUUAGCGCCAAAACAAAAGGACAAUGUGUACUCCGACCGUUCAGAAUACAGAAGGACAGAGGUCUGCACUUCCCAGAUCGUUAUUAGACAGAGUUCAUGAUGGAGUAGACUGUUCUUGCUGUACUUACUUUUUACUUGUGUCUUAAAUGUUUUUCUAUGAUGAUCAAGAGUCAUCAUGGUAUGACCGCUUUAUUAAAGUUCUCUAUGUAUCAAUCUAUGUUAUGUUUAAUGAUUUCAUAUAAUGACGUUGAAUAAAA
Messenger RNA from Gadus chalcogrammus (walleye pollock), 13003 nucleotides. RefSeq lists its product as uncharacterized. Bases 2752 to 12627 code for a protein of 3291 amino acids. Gene Ontology annotation, molecular function: zinc ion binding; nucleic acid binding. NCBI's taxonomy places the organism in Eukaryota, Metazoa, Chordata, Actinopteri, Gadiformes, Gadidae. The record is from RefSeq and is a predicted model, not a curated record. Gene Ontology annotation, cellular component: nucleus. The transcript has 35 exons.